AGAGAUAUUCAAGAGCCGAGAAACAGCUUUGUCUUGAAUAAAAUUUAAAUAAAAUGAAAAUAAAAUAGGAAAGAAAAUAUUGAAUAUAAAUUAUAAGACAGCAGAUCUACAGAGAAUAAAUAAAAAUCAAGCACAUCGUGCUCAAAUGCAUCACACAAAUCCAAGCAGCAGCAGAAACAACAAACUUUAAAUGUGCUUUGAAAGUAACUUAAGUAAGAAUGGCUAAAGUGUUAAAUCUGUUAAAAACGAUACGAAAUAAUUGGAAGAAAUCUGUGUUGGGAGCUGCAGCAUUUUCAUACGGAAUUUCAUAUGGCAAACAGGUUUACGAUACGGAACAAUUAAUGCGUCAGAGUUGCGAAAACGUAGCCAAGUAUGGAGAUUGCCCGACGAACAUCAAGCCUCGCCAUGUAACAGUCGUUUUGAAUCCAUCAGCCAAGAAGAGGAAAGCCAGAAAGUUAUUUGAAAAAUACUGCGAGCCUCUGUUGCACUUGGCUGGUAUCUCGGUAACUGUUAUCGACACGCAAUCGGGAAGCCACGCACGUGGCAUAAUAACAAAUUUGGAAACACCUACCGAUGCUAUCAUCGUAGCGGGAGGAGAUGGCACCUUGUCGGACGUGGUGACUGGCCUAAUGAGGAAAUACGAGAGCAAUCUUCAUUCCGUCAAGCAGUGUCCCAUUGGUGUCUUGCCAUUGGGGAGCACGAGCACAAUCGCAAGUGUAUUUUACAGAGAAUACGAGGACCUGGCUGACGUGCAUCACAUGAUCGACGCGACGAUGGCAGUUAUACAGAACAAUUUGACAUCGAUAGAUGCCGUUGAAAUUAAAUUACUGGAGAAUGAUCCAGAAAAUCCGGUGAAGCCGAUCUACGCCGUGGAUGGCAUAAAAUGGGGAGCUUGGACCGACACCCACGCGCGAAUCGAUAAAUAUUGGUACUGGGGCUUUUUACGCAAAUAUGCAGCUUACGUGUUCAGCGGUUACAAAUCGGAUUUAAAUUGGAGGUGUAACGCGGUACUAAAGUAUACGAAUCCUUGUGAAGGAUGUUCACGUUGCUAUUCUAAAGAAUCUUACAACGAAUCCGUAAACAUGAAUAGGAGAUGGUGGCAUGCGUUUCUACCGAGGAAGCAGACAUUUGUUCCUGAUAAUCGCGUAGAUUACAGUAAAGUGACGAACGAAGACUGUGACACAUUCUAUGAGAUGCCUAUUUCAACGACAGAGCUAUGCAUAAGGACAGAAAAUACGAAGAAUUUACCAGUUCAAUCGGCGCCGUCAUUAAAGAUAGCACUAGGUCCGGACAAUAUUAACUAUGCCGCAUUUGUCGAGAAAGGAUGGAAACAGGAAAUGAACAAUGAAUCACCCGUAAAUUCGAUAUUGGAUGCAAAGGAUAUUCAAUUAUAUCCUGAAAUAACAAAUGAAAAUCAAAUGUUUUACAUCGACUAUGAGGAGUACGAGUUGAAGCCAGUUGAAAUUCGACUGCUCCCACAAUCCGUUACGAUAUUCUGUCCGGAAUCGAACAGCUAACGUACGCCGGACAGUACUCUAAUGGAAAUUCAAAGUAUCUCACGUGGCAUUUUGUAUUUAUCAUGAUGAAGGUUUUAUCAAAAUGACAAAAUACAGAAGAAAGCAUUGUUGAUCCAAA
This is a messenger RNA of Ooceraea biroi (clonal raider ant), 1635 nucleotides long. It is a transcript of the gene Mulk, whose product is annotated as acylglycerol kinase-like protein Mulk. NCBI's taxonomy places the organism in Eukaryota, Metazoa, Arthropoda, Insecta, Hymenoptera, Formicidae. Gene Ontology annotation, biological process: sphingosine biosynthetic process; ceramide biosynthetic process; phosphorylation. The record is from RefSeq and is a predicted model, not a curated record. Gene Ontology annotation, cellular component: mitochondrion; cytoplasm; membrane. Gene Ontology annotation, molecular function: ATP-dependent diacylglycerol kinase activity; acylglycerol kinase activity; ceramide kinase activity.